UUACUAUAACUAUUUACAAUUCGUCUCGUGAACUUCAUCAUGACAUCAAUUCUACUCCCAGUCGCCUUUCUUGCCUUGGUGGAAUGCAGUUGUGCCAUACAACCAUUGAUUCUGAAAGUCUGCAACAGUACGAAGCUCGGCAUUCCGGCGGACAUUGUGGCCCAACGAGGGGCUGCCUUAGCCUAUGGGAACGAGUACCGAAGACGACAUGGCGCCAAACCACUCACCGUGGACCUCGCUCUUGAAGAAGAAGCUCAAAAACGGGCCGAGUACAUGGCUUCUACCGGAUCAUUCAUAAGCAGUAUCUGGGAUACAGACAAUAUCGCCAGGAUUCCUUGCGACAGCGAAAUCCCACAAAUGUAUCCAACCGAACCUACAAUUCCAGGGGCGAUUUUCCGUUGGAAUUAUCAAACGAAGCGAUUCCGCUGUUCUUAUCCCAUUUUUACGAGAACAGUUUGGAAGGCUACUGAGAAGGUGGGAUACGGCGCUGCGGUCGCGUCUGAUGGACAUAUCAUCGUUGUCGCAGUAUAUUCUCCACCAGCUAGCGGAGAUCCUGCCGCAAUGUUGGAAAACGUUCAGUGUGAAGAAGUCCCAUAAUUUAAUUAUUUAUUGUGAAAUGCAAAAAAAUUAUGAGAUGUGUUUGUGGAAAAUUUUAAAUUGGCAAAAAUUCAGGAAGUAGUUGUAAUUUCUAAAUGUGUAUGAAUUAUCUGAGUGUGAAUAAAUCUUAUGCAAGCAACC
This is a messenger RNA of Folsomia candida, 738 nucleotides long. Its product is annotated as Golgi-associated plant pathogenesis-related protein 1. NCBI's taxonomy places the organism in Eukaryota, Metazoa, Arthropoda, Collembola, Entomobryomorpha, Isotomidae. The transcript is spliced from 2 exons. The record is from RefSeq and is a predicted model, not a curated record. The coding region runs from base 40 to 597 and encodes 185 amino acids.